This is a messenger RNA of Pangasianodon hypophthalmus (striped catfish), 2593 nucleotides long. It is a transcript of the gene gas2b, whose product is annotated as growth arrest-specific 2b. Gene Ontology annotation, molecular function: cytoskeletal adaptor activity; microtubule binding; actin filament binding. Bases 749 to 1987 code for a protein of 412 amino acids. The record is from RefSeq and is a predicted model, not a curated record. Gene Ontology annotation, cellular component: actin filament. Gene Ontology annotation, biological process: actin crosslink formation. The transcript has 8 exons. NCBI's taxonomy places the organism in Eukaryota, Metazoa, Chordata, Actinopteri, Siluriformes, Pangasiidae.
GCGAAGCUCGGUUCUGCUACUCCAGUAAACAAUAAGGAAUGAGCCUCGAAAGUUAGUUUUACAUCGUUAAAACCUGUUAAAAUAUUUGAAAGUCAGCACAGAAAAGAAUGAGUUAGGACAGACACAAGGAAGGGGACACAAAUAGUCCACCUGGAGAGCCUACAGGCUACUAAUAAUUGUUUUUAUAUCUAAUUUGACCAGAAAGCAGCACAGUGUGUGUGUUCUCAAAUACCUCAUAGCGUCGCCUACAGUUUUAUUUAAAGGCUAAAGUAAAACUUCUGAUAUCCACAUUUACUAGUUUAUCAUUGUUUUAUGUACACAAGAAAACUACCAAGAAAGAGUAAUAGUAGUCCAGUAUUGGCCUUGAUAUUUCUUGGUUUUGUGUCAAAAAGAAAAGAAGUGAUGUCGCACAACUUUACAGCCCGCUCAAGUGCACUCCAUUUCCGAGCACUUCCUCAAAGUGUGUGACUGCGGCUGCGUCCCAAACCGCACACCACUCUACUACAUAGUGUCCUGUCAAAGCAGCGGGCCACGCUACGUUACCAUAGUUACCAUAGGUAGCCUGCCUAUUUUGCCGUGUAAUGCACGCGGUUUGGGAUGGAGGCAGUGAGAUUUGUUUGAGAGAAGCGCCAGUGACUCUCACAGCUGUGUGAAGUGUAACCUGUACACGGACAGUGUGUGUGUGUGUGUGUGUGUGUGUGUGCAGACUGGCUGGAGUUACACAUAGCUGAGGAGAUCCUGAUCAAGCAUGUAUGGGCCGUUCAGUGUCCGUCGGGAGCGUGUUCCUGACCUCUCCUGCCUGCAUCAGUACAGUGAGUGGCUGGCCAGCAGGCAUGAAGCCAGCCUGCUUCCCAUGAAGGAAGACCUCGCUCUGUGGCUCAACACUAUUCUGGGAAUUAAUAUAACAGCGGAGAACUUCAUGGACAUGCUGGAGACUGGAGUUGUGCUCUGCCAGCUGGCUGAGGAAUUACAGGAGAGGAUGAUUCUGGCUAGCAAUGGCAAGCCCUUCAUCCGGCGUGUGAUUCACUGGAGAGCUGAUGCAGCUCCUGGUUCAUUUUUUGCCCGAGACAACACAGCCAACUUCCUGUACUGGUGCCGUAAAAUUGGCGUAGGCUCGUCCCAUCUUUUUGAGUCAGAAGAUCUGGUUCUUCGAAGGCAUCCGCGGGAUGUGUGCCUGUGCCUCAUGCAGCUUGGGAGAAUUGCCUCAAAGUAUGGUGUCGAUCCACCUGGUCUGGUCAAACUGGAGAAAGAGAUUGAGAAAGAAGAAUUUGGUUCCUUAUCCCCAUCCAUGUUCUAUGCUUCACCAUUAUCCUCUCCCUACAGUCCUCUUUUCUUUCCCCCUGCUCCAUCACCACCUCCUUCUUCCUCUCCUUGUCCUUUUCCUGCCUCCAUCUCUCCAUCCACACCAUCUGCCUCUCUACCUCCAUCCCCUCCUCCAGACUCCGCCUCUACCCCAGUCCCACAGCCUGAACCUGAGCCUGAGCCUGAACCUGAACCUGAACCUGAACGUGAACCCAAACCUGAACCUGAACCUGAGCCUGAGUCUGAACCUGAGCGUAUCUCACCCAAUCCCCAGUCACCUGUUCAAACACCCACAUCCACCUCCACCUCACGCCACCUGAGUAAAUCCAGUGGAAAAAAGAGCAAAGACAGCCUACUGGAUGAUAUAGUGAAGCAGAUUUCAGAAGAUCCACCAUGCAGAUGUGCAGUCAGGUUCUGCAUUGAGAAGCAGCCCAAAGGCCGCUACAGAAUGGGAGAUAAAGUGCUGUACGUGAGGAUGCUGAAUGAUAAGCACGUUAUGGUGCGUGUUGGUGGAGGCUGGGAAACACUCGGGACGUACCUGCUGAAGCAUGACCCAUGCAGAACAGCUCUGCUGAAAUCCUGCAAGCCCAACAGCAAGUCACACAGCGCCAAGGAGCCUUCACGGGACAGCUACCUGGUUGUAGGCACUACGUCACGCCUCAAAAAACAAAUGUCACAGCCUUGAUUUAUGCAGAAGGUAGCAGACACAAUCAAUCAGCAGUCAUGCCUUGUACAGCUGUCUCUGUUGUAUUAUUGGGUUCAGAGUGGAGAAGUUAACAGGUAAGGCUGAGACAUGGAUCUGGAAGGGAAGCUGAUAGCCCAGGUGGCUUGAAGGUGGAUUCAGCAUUAGUACAAUGGGAAAAUAUUUUUAAAAAAUAUAAAAUAUUAUAAACAAGUGCUUUAUUAAAAUAGCAUAUAUUUCCUUUUUAACCUAAAAGCAUAAGGGCAGGAUCUCUCUCUCUCUCUCUCUCUCUCUCUCAUUUCAGCUGACAUUGUCUGUGUUAAAUUAUGUGUGAUUUUACUCUUGAGAAUGUGUGAAGAAAUGCAUACAUUUCUCAUAUCUGGUGUUCGAUUUGUGGAUCAAAUUUAUCAUCCACAAUGAUAAUUCUGAUAAACUAUGCAAUGCAUGUCAGUUCACCUUAGAUUUACACUGUAACUUUUUUUUUUUUUUAAAUCUAAUACUCAACCUCAGUACAAAUAUUUUACUUCAAUCUUUUGUUUAUGUCUAGCAUCUGGAUGAAUGUGUAAAAUUAUGCAGUUGAGUGGCUAAUUACCUAUUUUUGUUUAAGAA